Messenger RNA from Exophiala bonariae, 618 nucleotides. RefSeq lists its product as uncharacterized. Gene Ontology annotation, molecular function: GTPase activity; GTP binding. The record is from RefSeq and is a predicted model, not a curated record. The transcript is spliced from 3 exons. Gene Ontology annotation, cellular component: late endosome; phagocytic vesicle; vacuole. NCBI's taxonomy places the organism in Eukaryota, Fungi, Ascomycota, Eurotiomycetes, Chaetothyriales, Herpotrichiellaceae. The coding region runs from base 1 to 618 and encodes 205 amino acids. Gene Ontology annotation, biological process: regulation of vacuole fusion, non-autophagic.
AUGUCUUCAAGAAAGAAGGUGCUAUUGAAGGUCAUUAUCCUUGGAGAUAGUGGAGUUGGCAAGACCAGUCUCAUGAAUCAAUAUGUCAACAAGAAAUUCUCAACCUCCUACAAAGCCACCAUCGGCGCCGACUUCCUUACAAAAGAAGUAACAGUCGAUGAUCGUAUCGUGACCCUACAGCUUUGGGACACGGCCGGUCAAGAGCGAUUCCAAUCCCUUGGUGUCGCAUUCUAUCGCGGCGCCGACUGCUGUGUCCUCGUCUACGAUGUGAACUCAACCAAGUCAUUCGAGACCCUGGAUUCAUGGCGCGACGAGUUCCUGAUCCAAGCUAGCCCUCGUGAUCCCGAGAGCUUUCCUUUCGUUGUCCUGGGAAACAAGAUCGAUUUGGGAGAAGACAGGAGGAUGAUCACACAGAAGAGGGCGCAUGCGUACUGCCAAAAUCGUGGACAGAUGCCCUAUUUCGAGACCAGCGCCAAGGAGAGCAUCAACGUUGAACAAGCCUUUGAGGUCAUCGCGCGCAAUGCUUUGGCUCAGGAAGAGAGUGAAGAGUACGGCGGCGAUUUCUCUGACCCGAUCAACAUCAACCUAGACCAAGACAGAGAUGGAUGUGCAUGCUAA